This is a messenger RNA of Salvelinus namaycush (lake trout), 3877 nucleotides long. RefSeq names its product adenylate cyclase type 2-like. Gene Ontology annotation, molecular function: adenylate cyclase activity. The coding region runs from base 434 to 3766 and encodes 1110 amino acids. The transcript is spliced from 25 exons. Gene Ontology annotation, biological process: adenylate cyclase-inhibiting G protein-coupled receptor signaling pathway; cAMP biosynthetic process; intracellular signal transduction. The record is from RefSeq and is a predicted model, not a curated record. Gene Ontology annotation, cellular component: plasma membrane. Lineage: Eukaryota; Metazoa; Chordata; Actinopteri; Salmoniformes; Salmonidae.
ACCACUGAAGAAUGGACCACAGUAGCUGGCAAGGAUGAACUGGGUCUGCCUGCCAAUGUAGAAAGGGAGAUAAGAGGGAGAAAGAGAGAGUGAAAGAAAAGCGAGCGAGAGAAAGUUCAAAAACUGUGAGUGAAAGAAGAGAGGAACAUAUUAAAAAUGCCCAUGAGGGAUAACAUCGACAACUGCACUUGAGUAGUAUUAGCUAGAAGACCUCAGCAAACCUGCCCACCUGGAUGUGUGGAUCUGUAGACACACACACACACACGUCUGUCUCAGUCGCAGCAGAAGACGGCUCCUACCCUGCCCUACACUGUGGGGUGGUGUUUUCAGCGUUAUUCCCUGCCUACCUUACCUGUGUGAGGAGUGGUGGACAAAAGUGGAGAGGAAAUUUAGCAACUCUUAGAGAACAGUGGAAGCUGAUAAAAAUGCUUCUAUGUUAAACCAGCGGCCCGUAACCUUUUAUCAGGGUUUUAGUAGUGAACAGGUCACCACCACCAUGCCGGCUAAAGGGAAGUACCUGUUAAAUGACCAGGAGCUGAAACAUGAGGCCCUGUACAGGAAGUUCUCCUGUAUCAGCCAGUACCAGCCUCUGGUGCUGCUACUGGGCCUCUCCAUGCUGUCCUGUGGAGUCCUCAUCAUCCUCUUCUUCGCCCUGCACCUGAGUGCGGAGGAGCACUGUGCAUUUGUCAGCGUGGUGAGCUGCAGCCUGUGUGUGUUCCUGGCUGUGUUUGUGCUGGUGUGUACAGAGACCCUGACCCAGCGCUGGAGGAGACUGCUGGGUCUGGUGGUCUGGGCCACUCACCUCACCAUGGGAUUCACCUUCAUCUUCAGCGGACCCCUCAUCCUGCCCUGGGACCAGGUUCCCUUCUUCCUGUUCAUCAUCUUCACAGUGUACACCAUGCUGCCUUUCCAGAUGUGCUAUGCUGUGGUGCUCAGUGUGAUCUCCUCACUCUCUCACAUCAUGGUCCUCACUCUACGCCUCACUAUCUUCAACACCCAAGAUCCCAGUCCCUUUCUGCUGCUGUCCAAUGCGGUGGUGUUUCUGUGUGGCAGUGUGGUGGGGGCCUUCCAUAAGGUCCUGAUGGAGAGAACACUAAGACAGACCUUCCAGGAUACACUCAGAUGUCUGGGCAUCCGCAUGAAGCUGGAGAUAGAAAAGAGACAACAGGAGAACCUGCUGCAGUCUGUGCUGCCGGUCUACAUCUCCAUGAAGAUGAAGCUGGCCAUCAUGGAGCGUCUGCAAGACUGCAAGGACAAAGAAGAGCAGCAACGACUCGUCAAAGACAACAACUUCCACAGUCUCUACGUCAAGAGACACGAGAACGUCAGUAUUCUGUAUGCUGACAUUGUGGGCUUCACCCGAUUGGCCAGCGACUGCUCUCCGAAGGAGCUGGUCAUCAUGCUCAACGAGCUUUUUGGGAAGUUUGACCAGAUUGCAAAGGAGAACGAGUGCAUGAGAAUCAAGAUUUUGGGAGACUGCUACUACUGUGUGUCUGGCCUGCCUGUCUCCCUGCCCAUGCAUGCCAAGAACUGUGUGAAGAUGGGUCUGGACAUGUGUGAGGCCAUCAAACGAGUGCGCGAGGCCACAGGUGUGGACAUCAACAUGAGAGUGGGCGUGCACUCCGGCAACGUGCUCUGCGGUGUGAUUGGCCUCCGCAAGUGGCAGUUUGACGUUUGGUCACAUGACGUCACCCUGGCCAAUUAUAUGGAGUCUGGAGGCUUACCUGGGCGUGUCCACAUCACUGAGGCCACCCUGAAGCACCUGAACAAGGCCUAUGAGGUGGAGGAGGGGAACGGUGGGCUAAGAGAUGCCUACCUGAAGGAGCUCAACAUACAGACAUACCUUGUCAUUGAUCCUCGGUCUAAGGACCAGGCUCUGAACAGCCGCAGCAUGCCCAAGCCGCGUGUGAAUGACGGGCUGAAGAUGCGGGCGUCAGUGAGAAUGACCCGUUACCUGGAGUCCUGGGGCGCCGUCAAACCCUUCGCCCACCUACAGAGCAGAGAGGGGUACACCACAGACACCAUGGUCAAUGGAAAAUCACGCUGCAAGGACAUCCCUCUGCGCACAGCUCACUCGAAGAUCACUGAGAGGAACAAGUCCCAGAAGAGCAAGUUUGAUGAGGAGCUGCACAAUGAGAUGACCACCACCAUCGAUGAGCUCAGCAGCAAGCAGUGGGUGAAGUCUGAGGAGAUUAGCAGUCUGGCUGUGUGGUUCCCUAAGAAAGAGCUGGAGAAACAGUACCGAGCCAUUGAUCUGCCCAUGUUCAAGCACUACAUCGGCUGUGCCACCUUCAUCUUCUUCUGCAUCUUUGUGGUUCAGAUGUUUGUGACAAAAGAUUCCAAAAUGUUGGGAAUGUCGUUUGGAGUGCUGGCCUGUGUCCUCCUGUUGACCCUGGGCAUCUGUUUCGCAGGUCACCUGCAGCGGUUGUUUCCGGAGAAGUUGUCGUCCUGCCAGUGGCUGCCUGCUGUGUCCGAGGCAGUGGUCAAGAGGCCGUGUGUGCGCCUCCCUCUGGUCACUAUCACCACUGCGGUCAUCAUCAUCCUAGCAGUCUUCAACCUGUGCUUCAUCCAGACGAAGUCACCGUGUGAUAUCAAUGGUAACCCUGAUCUGAUUCGAUCUGACAACUCCAGUGAGCAGCAUCCAGGCAGCCUGUUCUACCUGCCGUACUCUGUGUUCAGCUGUAUCCUGGCUCUCAUAGCUUGUGGAGUGUUCCUGAGGGUGAGCUUUGAGCUCAAAGUGGUCUUCCUCAUCCUGGCCUCCACAGCCUACUACAUCAUCAUCCUCAGUGCCAAGGCUGGUCUCUUCAGCUGCUAUGGACAAAUGCUUUACAACCAACUCAAUGAAAACAGAACUGAGGACUCUGGGACCAUCCUGAGAGCGUUGGGGCUGGUCAAACACCCUGAGGUGAUGAGCUGCAUUUACAUCACCUUGUUCCUGGUCACCAUGCUCAUCAUCUCACAACAGAAUGAGUCAUGCUUCCGCCAGGACUUCCUUCUGAAGAACAAGAACCGUACGGAGCAGGAUGAGAUCGAGACCAGGGAGAACCUGAACCGCCUGCUCCUGGAGAACGUGCUGCCGGCCCAUGUGGCUGCGCUGUUUGUUGGGGAGAAUAAAAAGAACGAGGAUCUGUACUACAAGUCAUAUGACUGUGUGUGUGUGAUGUUCGCCUCGGUACCGGACUUCAAAGAGUUCUACACGGAGUGUGACAUCAACAAGGAAGGUCUGGAGUGUCUGAGGCUCCUCAACGAGAUCAUAGCAGACUUUGAUGAGCUGCUGUCCAAGCCCAAAUUCAGUGGAGUUGAGAAGAUCAAGACCAUCGGAAGCACUUAUAUGGCAGCCGCAGGGCUGAGUGGCACCCCAGGACAGGAGAAUAACCAGGAUCGAGAUAGGCAGCAGGCACAGAUAGGGAACAUGGUAGAGUUUGCCAUUGCCCUCAUUGGCAAGCUGGAUGGCAUCAACAGACACUCCUUCAACAGUUUUAGGCUGCGUGUGGGCAUUAACCAUGGGCCUGUUAUUGCUGGGGUGAUUGGAGCCAGAAAACCUCAGUAUGACAUCUGGGGCAACACCGUCAACGUGGCCAGUAGGAUGGAGAGCACUGGAGAGCUGGGCAAGAUUCAGGUCACAGAGGAGACGUCAGACGUGCUCCAGAAGCUGGGCUACUCCUGCGAGUGCCGAGGCCUCAUCAACGUCAAGGGAAAAGGCGAGCUGACAACCUUCUUUGUGUGCACAGACAUGAGCAAGCAGCAGGGAAUGGGCCUGAGCUGAGGUCUACGGUGAGCACACUACUGUGUGUGGACUCUGGGCCUGGUAGCGCAUACGUGUGCUGGGUCAGUCACAGGACACAGUCUAGCAUUCAGCACAGACUAAUUACAUGAC